AAGUGGGAAUGUGUAAGGUGUUUGUUUGUUUAACAUGAACAUGCAAGAAGCACUUGUAUUGACCACAGCAAUGCCCCCAUCAUCUUCAUCAUCUUCAUCAUCAUGGACCCAUCAUUGCAACAAUCUCUGUAACUGCAAACACGCUCCAUCCGCCACCUUAGACCUUCUCAUCCUCCUCCUUGUUCUCUUCUCCGGCGCUUUCCUCCUUUCCUCCUAUUUCUCCUACAUCUUCAACUCCCUCUCUCUCCUCCUCCCUUCUUUCUCUCUCCCAAUCCCUUACCUAAUCGGAUUCAUCUUCUUCUUCGCUGUUUCCGUUUUCUCUGUCGAGUUAUGUUGCGGUUCAAGAUCUCGUAAAUGUAAUAGGAAAGGUUGUAAGGGACUUAAGAAAGCUACCGAGUUUGAUUUACAGAUAGAGAGAUUCGGUUCUGGUUCUGGUUCUGGUUCUGGAUUAGGGUUGGGUGAAUAUGAUAAACUUCCUUGGAAAGGUGGAACUGAAGGAAAUCCUGAUUAUGAGUGUCUUAGGUCUGAAUUGAGGAAAAUGGCUCCGAUUAAUGGUCGUGCACUUUUGCUUUUUAGGGCUCCUUGUGGUUGUCCUAUUGCUAAGCUUGAAGCUUCUGGUCCUAAGAAAGGAAAGCGUCAUAAGAGGUCUCCACAGAAUGCGACUCUUAAUGGAGGAGGAGAUCAUCGUUGAUCCACCGCGCUGGCAUCUUAUUACAUAUAUUUAAACCAUUAUCAUUCUUAUGGUUACCCAUUUAUUGGAAAGUUUCUGAUCAGAACAAUUUUUGUAAGAAAGAAAAUAGCAAUUAGUGUUAAAAAUCCUUCCUUGUAUCUCUGCACUGUCCAUGAGUGUCUAUAAACUUUUGAAGGAUCAUACAGAAUUGACUCCAAUAAACAUGUGGUUCAUUGUUGUUCCAUUUCAUUGGUUGUAAAA
This is a messenger RNA of Trifolium pratense (red clover), 931 nucleotides long. RefSeq lists its product as uncharacterized. Lineage: Eukaryota; Viridiplantae; Streptophyta; Magnoliopsida; Fabales; Fabaceae. The record is from RefSeq and is a predicted model, not a curated record. The transcript is spliced from 2 exons. Bases 35 to 691 code for a protein of 218 amino acids.